Molecule: messenger RNA, 1171 nt
Organism: Vitis riparia (riverbank grape)
Lineage: Eukaryota; Viridiplantae; Streptophyta; Magnoliopsida; Vitales; Vitaceae
Exons: 1
Coding region: 228-998 (256 amino acids)
Source: RefSeq, a predicted model, not a curated record
AUGUCCGAGAAAACGGCACGUUUCCAACCCCAUCACCAUUUUGCCUUUCCUUAACUGCCACGUGUACACCCUCCUCACCUUAACGGCAUAACCCGCUUCUUCAUCCAUCCCUCACCAUUCACGUUUUAAUAUUUUCUCCCUCACUCCCCUUCACACAUAUUUUCUCGAGAAAGUGAGCUACACAAUUCCGAAGGCUCAGAAAACCCAAAAUCCUCUUCUUCUGUGAAAUGUCAGGUGGUGUAGGGCCAACAUAUAACGACAUCCAACUUCCGAAGGAUGAUCAUGACCAUGACGACCAGGACCACCACCAACAACCCAUCUCCGCCUCCGCUGCGAAGAACGGCCACCACCCCACCAUCGCCCCCACCCGCAAAGGCUUCCUGACGUUCCGGCAACUCAACGCCCUGGCCGUCAUUGUCGUCUUCUCCGCCAGCGGAAUGGUGAGCAUCGAAGACUUUGUAUUCGUCGUCUUCUCCUACAUCUACAUUCAUUUCAUCUCCAAGGUGGCCUUCCCGCCACCACCCAAUGCUUCGACCCAAGAACGAGUCUUCGACCCAAACAACAAGUUCCUCUCCCUCUACGUCUUCAUCGCCGCCAUCAUCGGCCUCAUCCUCCCCAUUGCCUACAUCUUCCACGGCAUCCUGGAAGAAGACAAACAGGGCAUCAAAGCAGCUUCUCCACACGUCUUCCUCCUAUCCAGCCAAGUUUUCAUGGAGGGAGUGGCAUUUUCCGACAAAUUUUCAAUACCCAUUAGCGUAUUCGUGCCGGUGUUUUACAAUUCAAGAAGAAUUUUCACGAUCGUGGAGUGGUUGAGGAAUGAGAUUGGGAAGGUGGAUGAAGAGUACGGUGGGUCUGCCGGAAGGGUGUAUAUAGGGAGAGCACUUGCCAUAGCCAACAUGGUGUUAUGGUGCUUCAACCUGUUUGGGUUCUUGUUGCCUGUUUAUCUUCCCAGGGCUUUCAAGAAGUACUAUGCUUCCUUUAACAAAAUCAAAGACUGAAGAUUUUUAGGGCUUUUAUUUUUAUUUUCCCUCUUUUAUGUAAUUUAGGUCUCUAAAACUGUAAUUUGCUGGGAUGUGAUCUGGUGUUAUAAGUGAGAUUACAUGGAAAAUGGAAAUUCAACCUCUUAUAAUAAUAGCAUAUCAGAUAGUGGGUACUUCUUUUUCUUCUUUUA